This is a messenger RNA of Sardina pilchardus (European sardine), 1730 nucleotides long. RefSeq names its product pentraxin 3, long b (gene ptx3b). Bases 25 to 1305 code for a protein of 426 amino acids. The record is from RefSeq and is a predicted model, not a curated record. The transcript has 3 exons. Gene Ontology annotation, molecular function: complement component C1q complex binding. Lineage: Eukaryota; Metazoa; Chordata; Actinopteri; Clupeiformes; Clupeidae. Gene Ontology annotation, biological process: innate immune response.
UUAGUGGCCCUUUGCAUCGCUUCCAUGCUGUGUGGCAUAGAGCUCGGAAAUGGAGAGGACAUAGAUGUGAGUUAUGCAGACUCCUACUACAAUGAAAUUUCAGAGGAUGACCCCUCAGAAGCGGUGACCCCCACAGUGGCUCCCUGUGCUACUCGGGACCUGAGCAGGUGGGACAAGCUCUUCAUCAUGCUGGAGGACUCCCACAUGCGCCAGAACAUGCUCCUGCAGCACGUGGACAACAUAGUCCGAGUGGAGCUCCACUCCCUGAGGGACGAGAUGAGGCGCCUGUCAGCGGGCAACAGCGGGGCCUGCGUCAAUGCCCUGGAGGGCACCUGUGCGGGGCUUGGCGAGCAAGUGAGCCGGGGCUUCGAGCGCAGCCAGCGUCAGCUCCGGGAGGCGGAGGAGAAGUGCCAGACGCAGCACAACGCCACGCGUCACCUGCUGCAAGACGUUCAGAGGGCUCAGGCUACCUGCCUGGCAAAGCUGGAGAGCGGGCAUGGGCACAGGGGGACUCUGGGACAGGUGCCCAUGAAGACUCUGCCAACACAUCCCAAGGAGCAGGAUGCGACAUCUGCAGUUGGAACCAAGAUGGAGAGGACUCUUCUGGCCAUAGCCUCAGACCUCCAGAGAGUGCAGGCACAGUUAGCAGUCUUCCAGAGGUCAUAUGCCUCUCGAUACAUACCCUCAGGCUGUGAGAUGGCCAUGUUUUUCCCUAUGCGCUCUCAACAGGCCCUUGCCACAGUGAAGCCCGACAUACCGAUGUCCUUGCGCUCCUUCACAGUCUGUCUCUGGGCCAAAGUGACCGAGUCCCUCAACAAGACCGUGCUCUUCUCCUACGGCACCAGACAGAACCCUCAGGAGCUCCAGCUCUUCCUGUCGGGCCAAUCGGUUCACUUCACCGUCGGCGGGGAGUCUCGGCUGGUGGGGGCCCAGAGCACGGCAGACUCAGGCCAGUGGUGGCAAUACUGUGGCAUGUGGAGCUCCAACCAGGGCCUGGCUUCCCUGUGGGUCAACGGGCAGCAGGUUGCCCGCUCCCCUGGGGUGGCAGAGGGGCACGUCUUGCCUGGGGAUGGCACAGUGGUGCUGGGGCAGGAAUGGGGAGGUCCCGGGCUGGAGAGAGAGAUUGACCCGACGCUGGCCUUCACGGGCAAGAUAACGGGGGUGAAUGCGUGGAACCAUGUCCUACCUGCAGAGAGGAUCUCGAAGGGGGCAAGGCCAGAAGGCUCAUGUGAUGGCCGUGGAAAUGUGAUUGGCUGGGGCGUCUCGGAGAUGACACUGCAUGGCAGUGUUCAAUACAUCAACUGACUGUCUUUCCAUGGAUAUAUCCGGGAAAGAGGACUUUGAAGGACAGAUUUCCUUUGAGGGUUCCAUAUUCAUUGCAAUAGAAAAAAGAAAUACAGAAGUUAAAAUGGACAAAUGUGUGUAUCUGAAAGAAGAAAUUAUUGACCAAUUUAAAAUCCCUUUAUAAACCAGAUAACAAUUUUGUUCUACCAAAUGGUCCCCUCAAGACCUUUAGUUAUAACCUGGGUACAGGUGACUUGCCAAUGUAUUAUUUACUUGAUGAAUUCACCAACAUCUUUUGUGAUAUUUUUUUCAUCAGCCUUUCAAAGAUACUCCAAAUGUAUGCUUAUGAUUUAGACUGUUAUGUCAGUCUUUGGAUUCCCCUCAACUGUGAUACAUAUAGGCCUACUGAUGCUCUCUAUAUAAAAUGGAAUGUGAUUCAAUGUUGU